GCAGGAUGACCGUUUGGUACCCGGUACUAGUCGAACCUGCGUCCGGUGCCCAAUGAAAACCUGUUCUAGUUCUUUGUUGUACGGUCGUGAAAAAAAAAAGUCAUAUCCGAUUUGAAAAAAAUUUCCUUUCUAAUCUACAACUGAACAGAAAACAAACAAUUAGUUCAAUUCUCACGUGGUGAUGUUGAAUAUUUAAAAACCGGAGGGUGUGGGUUUCAAAUGACCUUAUAGAUACGAGCGUGCCGGACUUUUAUACAUUGAGAAGUAUUUUUCCUCUUCUCAUUGUUGUAAAAACACCAAUGGGUACCGAUUAAUGGAUAUUCUGAAUUUUUAACCGAGCGCUCUAUGUUAACUAGUAGUGAUAGGUGAAGUGAUUGCGGAAUAGUUAGUGAUGCUGUAAGGAUUAAUUACGUUAUCGUCUUGUAAAAUUUGUGGAAAUGAAGAACAUUUUUGCCCAAUUGUACAAGUGGUUUGGAGCCAAGACUCCUGCUGGGGAGAAUAAGAAAGAGGCAGAGCCCUUUUUUAUGUAUCUCAGUGUGAUAAUUGCAUUUUUAACAGCAUUCAACAGCGGCCUAUCGUUAUCAUGGACUUCACCAGUAAUACCAAAAUUCAAAACAGAAGAAAAUCCCUUCAACCAUACAGUAUCUACCACCCAAGUCGCCAUGUUGGCCUCGUUUUUGCCACUCGGAGCAGUUACAGGACCAAUUUUGGCAGGAUGGGUAGCGGAUAGGUACGGCCGAAAGUUCACCAUGAUGCUACUAGCUGUUCCAUCGAUUGCUGGCUUCUGCAUAUUGGCUUUUGCGAAGAUGAUUGAACUGUGGUAUCUUGCAAGAUUCCUUUUAGGAAUUGGAGUAGGAUGCUACUUUGCGAUUUGUCCAAUGUACGUUGCAGAAAUCUGCCAGAACCACAACAGAGCAAAAUUCGGCUGCCUAUUUGGUGUUUUCAUAACUUUAGGAUUAUUUUAUCCGUUCUCUGUCGGAGCACAUCUGAUUUUGCCAUUAUAUGCAAUGACUUGCAAUAUACCAUUGGUAGUAUUUUUAAUAGUUUUUGGAAUGUUCAUGCCUGAAACUCCAGUAUUUUUACUUGGCAAAGGCAGAAUAAAGGAAGCUGAAGACGCUCUUGUGAAAUUAAGAAAGAAGAAAGCAAUUGAGGUUCAAGAUGAAAUAAAUGAGAUAUUAACAGUUGUGGAAAAAGGUAGCGGCCAAGGGCAAGCCGGAUUCAAAGAACUUUGGGCCACAGCCAAAAAAGCAUUAAUAAUCUGCAUAGGUUUAGUUAUCAUCCAAGAAUUUUCCGGUAUUCAUCCCAUGAUGGCAUAUUUAAAACCAAUUUUCCUAGCCAGUGGCACCAAAAUAUCUCCCGAUAUUUCUACAAUAAUUUUCGGAUUAUCACAAAUAACUUCCAAUUUCAUUACAGCACUGAUUGUAGAAAAAAUUGGCAGAAGAGUUUUAUAUUUAAUAUCAGCACUAGGAUGUUCAGUAGCUUGUGGAAUUCUAGGAGCAUAUUUCUUCCUACAAACUAGAGAGAUCGAUUUGGAAUCAGUAUAUUGGUUACCACUGACAUGCAUGGUUGCCUAUAUGAUCUUUUUCAGUUGCGGUUUAGGACCUCUAGCAUGGUCCAUAGUAGGAGAAAUAUUCCCAGCCAACGUCAAAGGAAUCGGAUCAGGUUGUACCGUUUGUAUCUCAUUUACAGCGUCGUUUAUAGUACUCAUGACUUUCCCCAUAAUGAGCGAACGGCACACGAUGACAGCGCCAUUUUGGUUGUACGCCAUAGUCGCUUGCAUUGGAAUUUUCUUUAUUUACUUUAUGGUACCUGAAACUAGAGGAAUGACGCUGGCUCAGAUACAAGAGUUGCUUCAGAAGACUGAUAAAAAAUCCAAAACUGUUAGUAAACAAACUUUGAACGCUUCGACUGAGAGUGUAACGACGUAUUUUUAAGAAUAUAAAUAUUUAUUUUGAAAUUA
Messenger RNA from Ceutorhynchus assimilis (cabbage seed weevil), 1960 nucleotides. NCBI's taxonomy places the organism in Eukaryota, Metazoa, Arthropoda, Insecta, Coleoptera, Curculionidae. The record is from the annotation of a GenBank genome assembly.